Messenger RNA from Conger conger (European conger), 3269 nucleotides. It is a transcript of the gene ints4, whose product is annotated as integrator complex subunit 4. The transcript has 23 exons. Gene Ontology annotation, biological process: snRNA processing. Lineage: Eukaryota; Metazoa; Chordata; Actinopteri; Anguilliformes; Congridae. Gene Ontology annotation, cellular component: integrator complex. The record is from RefSeq and is a predicted model, not a curated record. The coding region runs from base 128 to 3049 and encodes 973 amino acids.
CAUGACGUAUUGAACUACGGCAACUCCAUCUAGGACAUACAGUACAGUACAUCGGAUGGCUGUACGAAUAGCUAACAUUUCCAUCAUUUAUCGACAUUAUUGUUCCUUGCAGAUGUAGCUUUGAAUAAUGGCAGCGCAUUUGAAAAAACGAGUAUAUGAGGAGUUCUCAAAAGUUGUUCAGCAACAUCCACACGAAGAAGCUCCAGCUAAAAAGCUCCGUCUGACCAAACCCAGCAAAUCUGCAGCGUUGCACAUCGACUUGUGCAAAGCAAGCACCCCCACCGACGCCCUGCAAUAUCUCCUUCAAUUUGCCCGCAAGCCCGUGGAAGCAGAGAGCGUGGAAGGCGUGGUGCGCAUCCUUCUCGAGCAUUACUACAAGGAAACUGACAGCUCUGUUAGACUGAAGAUCGCCUCCCUCCUCGGUCUACUGUCUAAAACUCAAGGAUUCUUGCCUGACUGCAUAGUGGAUGAUGCCAUUAACACACUCAACAAUGAAAAAUCCCACCAGGUUCUGGCCCAGCUUCUGGACACAUUGCUGGUCAUCGGCACCCAGCUCCCAGAGAACACAAGCCUCAGGCACAGGCUGGUUGAGGUUGCGUGCAAGCACCUGACAGACACAUAUUUUGGGGUGAGAAACAAGUGCCUGCAGCUCUUGGGGUGUCUGGGCUCUGGAGACAAGCCCCUGUCCAAGGAGAGCGAGGGUGCGGCCGCGGGCACGGCCCCGAGGGAUGUGCAGAGCAUCAUCAGCGAUUACUUCGAAGACCAGGAUCCCAGGGUCCGCACCGCAGCCAUCAAGGCCAUGCUGCAGCUGCACGAGAGAGGGAUCAAACUACAUCAAACCAUUUACAGCCAGGCCUGUAAGCUUUUAUGCGAUGACUAUGAGCAGGUCCGCUCUGUGGCAGUGCAGAUGGUGUGGGUCCUGAGCCAGCUCUAUUCUGAGAGCAUCGUGCCGAUCCCUUCGUCCAGUGAAGAGAUCCGGUUGGUUGAUGAUUCAUUCGGCAAGAUCAGCCACAUGGUCAGUGAUGGAUCGUGGGUAGUAAGGGUCCAGGCUGCUAAGAUAUUGGGCUCAAUGCAGCAGGUCAGCCCACAUUUCCUGGAGCAGACUUUGGAUAAGAAGCUGAUGUCUGAUCUAAGGCGGAAGCGCACAGCCCAUGAGAGGGCCAAAGAGCUGUACACCUCCGGAGAGUUCUCCUCCGGCAGGAAGUGGGCAGAUGAUGCCCCCAAAGAAAGGGUGGACACCACGGCUGUGAACCUGAUAGACUCCGGGGCCUGUGGGGCCUUUGUCCAUGGGCUGGAGGAUGAGAUGUUUGAGGUUCGAAUCGCAGCGGUCGAAGCCCUGUGCGCGCUCGCGCAGUCCUCGGCCAGCUUCGCCGGGAAGUGCCUGGACUUCCUGGUGGACAUGUUCAACGAUGAGAUCGAGGAAGUCCGGCUGCAGUCCAUCCACGUCCUGCGGCAGAUCUGCACCCACAUCACCCUCAGGGAGGACCAGCUGGACACCGUGCUGGCUGUGCUCGAGGAUUCCUCCCGAGACAUACGGGAGGCACUGCAUGAGCUUCUGUGCUGCACCAACGUCUCCACCAAGGAGUGCAUCCAGCUGGCCCUCCUGGAGCUCCUGAAAAACCUCACCAAGUACCCGACCGACCGCAACUCCAUCUGGAAGUGUUUGAAGUUCCUGGGGGAGCGACACCCGACCCUGGUGCUGCCCAUUGUCCCAGAACUGCUGAGCACCCACCCGUACUUUGACACACCUGAACCUGACAUGGAUGACCCUGCCUACAUUGCCGUGUUGGUGUUGGUUUUUAAUGCUGCCAAGUCGUGCCCCACCAUGUCGGCUCUAUUCUCCGACCACACAUUCAGACAUUAUGCCUACCUGCGUGACAGCCUCUCUCACCUAGUACCGCAGCUCAGGCUGCCGUGUGGGAAACUGUUCGGUGUGUCCGAGUCCUCCGGCCCUGCGUCCAGCCUGGAGUCAGCCCAGCAGUUCCUGCAGGACAGCCUGUCUCGAGUCUGCACCGUCCAGCACCUGGAGGCCCCCGGGGCCCAGGACCUGCUGGAGUUCACAAUCAGAGACCUGCGGAGGCUGGGGGAGCUGCAGACCGAGCUGGCCGGGGCUGCGGACUUCAGCGCCACAUACCUGCGCUGCCAGCUGCUGCUCAUGAAGGCUUUACAGGAGAAGCUGUGGAAUGUGGCUGUUCCACUCUACCUGAAACAGAAUGCCAUGGCAUCGGCUGCAGUCAAACAGAUCCUGGAGGAGACCUACAAGCUGGAGUUCCUGUACAGUGGGCUGGAGACCCGGCAGGUGGCCAUCAUACACCACGUCCGCCUGCAGGCCAAAGCGCUCCAGCUGGUCCUGACCGCACGCACGCGACGAGGGGUUGAACCUCUUCUUGGUGUCUCUGAAAAGUUCCUUCAAGAAGUGGAUGCUUUUCAGAGGCUUUUCAUCGCAGAGCUUCCACAUUUCCAGGACAGUUUUGUGGAGAAGCUGCUGGAUUUGAUGCCCAGGCUUGUAGCCUGCAAGCCUCUGGACCUGGUGAAAAUCCUCCAGACCACACUGCGGCAGAGUGGCUUCCUGCACCUCAAACUGCCUGAACAGAUCCACAGAGCCUCUGCGACCAUCAUUGAGCCAACUGGAGAGUCCGACAACCCCUUAAGAUUCACAUCAGGACUGGUGGUGGCGUUGGACAUCGAUGCAACAUUGGAGCAUGUGCAAGACCCACAAACUUGGGUCAAAGUUCAGGUUCUGUAUCCAGAUGGACAGUCGCAUGUGAUUCACCCCAAACCCGGAGAUUUCAGAAAACCAGGACCAGGAAGACACAGAUUAAUCACUCAGGUGUACCUCUCUCAUUCCGCAUGGACAGAACCGUGUCAGAUUGAGGUGAGGCUGCUCCUUGCCUACAGUUCUAGUGCAAGCAGGGUCCCUGUUCCCAAAACCCUGGCGUGGAAUGAGAGCACAGAAGGCCUGCCCUCUUCUGAGGGCUCCAUUGAGGGCACCAUCCCCUUCAGCAAGCCUGUGAAGGUCUUCAUCAUGCCCAAACCAGCCCGCCGCUGACCUGGAAAAACCCUGACACUUGGAAAUAGUGGACUGCAUCACUGGCCCCAUGCUGGGGGAAUAUGGAAUUCUCUUAAAGCCACCAAAAUCACUGGGGAUGUUGAUUUAAAUAGAAGUAGUGUUGGUUUGGGCAUCAGUAUCUUCGUGAAAAGAGCUCCACUCCAAAAGAGUUUUGUAUGGUGAUAUUUUUCUCAUUAAAAAUUAGGUCCAAAAUACACAA